ACCCUCAGGACGGACCUCACUCCGGUUCUGAUUACACGCUCGCUGACUUCGGGGCUCAUUAUAGUCUGGAUGGACUUCAUUUUUUAUGCAUAGCAAAUUGCGACCCGGUUAAUUGGCGUUGGCACGUCUUCAGAUGAGAUUCAUUAUGAGAGAUUAAAAAKUAAGUGCGGGUCGAAAAAGGUCAACGGGACCCCAGGGAGAUGCGGAYUGUGACUGGGUUUUGGUUCCACAAACUUCGAAUGUGGAGAGUGAUCUAAGACUCAUCAUCAUCAUCAUCAACUCUUCAACCUGAGCAUCAGAGGAAACAUGUCCAAAGAAGUCGACAGAACGCAGGUGUUACAGAACAUCCGCGUGCGGACGUCGGUGAAGAAUGACGGCAGCUGGAUCAAACCCAAAGACAAUCAAGCCAAAGGGAAAGGUAAUCCUGCUMCAGAGAAAAAAGGUUCCUACGUCCUGUCGGCAACCAAGAAAUUUGAAGAUCCCACCAAACAGGCAAAUGAUGAAGGUAACCCUGCACCAAAGAAUGCACCAACCAAAGAAACAACAGUGGAUAUUGUGGCUGACACAAAGCUCCAAUCCCCCACAGAACAGCUGAUUGAAAAUGGUAAAACACAAGCAGACAAAGUGUUUAAAGAGAACAAGAAGGCAGAAGCCAGUGCACCAAUAGACAAGCCUAAUGUGGAUAACAAGAAGAAAGCUGAUGAGCUCUCUGCAGAUAAUAAAGAAGAAACCCAACCAGCUACUGCAGUAAAGCAGAAUCUGGACGCAGCAGCUCCCGCAGAGCCAGCAGAGACAACACCUGCCAAGGAAACUCUUGCAGUUGCAGAUGAUAAGAAAGAACACGCUGCUGCUCCUCCCGACCCAUCAAAUAUAGAUAACAACGAGUUCAAGGCUCCAUCUGAUGCUAAAAUGGAAAACUGGGUUCCAGAGGCCUUUGCUAGGGGGGCCACAUCUGGUAGUUCAGGCGCUGCUAAAGUCCAACUGAAGCCUCCGGAGAUCGUUGCAACCCAAACAGAGCCAGCAAGAGCUACCAAUUUGGAAACUGAAAAUCAAACAGUAUCCAUUCAAACUGUGAAUGAUGGUGAAAAGAAAAGUCUUCCGACGGAGACAAAGGACAACGCGGUGGUCCUGGCUGCGAAGAUCAUGGUGGAGUCUGUGCCUGAAACAGCCAUCUACACUGGAGCAGAUUCUGACCUGCAGGUUGAACCUUUGAGCGACUCUCCUGCUCAGCCUGCCGAGAAAACCCCCUCAGGAGACGAGGCCCCAGCAUCUCAAGACGUGCAGCCAGUUUCUGACACUCUGUCUGAGUCGCCUCCUGCUGACGCUGUUGUCAAGUCCGCAGAGCGAGAUUUAGACUCUGCAGGCCUUCCCCACGCCGAGCCAGUUUCAGAGACCAGGACUCAGGAGGUUAAAUCUGCUCCAGAACAAAGUGUCAAACCAAAGCACCAAGUAGAUGUGGCAGUGCUGCCUAUCAAAGAGGUUGUCGUACCUGCGCUAGAUGCUGAAGCUGUUCAGGAUAUUUCAGAUUUUAGAGCCAUCGAUCUGACAGAGGCUUUAGAUGUUGAACCUCAAAGCAACAAACCUGCUCCUAAACCUGAAGAUUCACAGCAAACUGUCCCAGAAAAGCAAAAACAGCAGGAUGACAAUACCAAAAUUUCUGAAGCCAGGUUUCAGAAACCAGAAGAAAAGUUAAUCUCUACACAGACUCAGAAUCGUUCCAGUUAUGGCAAUUUGGGCUGCUCUUUCUGCAAUCAAAUCAUUGAUGGAGACAUCAAGCUCAUCCUGAACGAACCGCCUGUGACCCUACAUCCAGAGUGCCUUCAGUGUGGCGUUUGCGCCAAGGCCCUUGGAGAUUUGCUGACCCUCAUAUUCUUGCAUGACAAAGUGAUCCAUUGUAACGACUGCUUCCAGAAAGCUGUUAAUGUUUGAAUACUACUGGGGACGAACGUGUCUCAAAGCUCACGGUGAAUAAUGUGCUGUCUGAGGAUCUGCACUGCCCGUGCUCUGUAUCCUGUGUGUGUAUUUUCUUUUCUAACWAUUUCUUUCUCUGGAAAUGAGGACAUACUGUAUAAUCUCAUGUUUAAGAAUUGUGUAAUUAAAAACCUUGGCAGCAGUAAUUACCCCUGUUGCCAAAAUGAAUCACUUCACAAUCAGCAAGUACAACUUUUAUUGCAACAUGUAUAUGGUUAAAAUAAAAUUACAAGUAAAUGCUUAAGA
Molecule: messenger RNA, 2217 nt
Organism: Austrofundulus limnaeus
Lineage: Eukaryota; Metazoa; Chordata; Actinopteri; Cyprinodontiformes; Rivulidae
Product: zinc finger protein 185
Exons: 9
Coding region: 307-1929 (540 amino acids)
Source: RefSeq, a predicted model, not a curated record